Molecule: messenger RNA, 802 nt
Organism: Paramecium sonneborni
Lineage: Eukaryota; Ciliophora; Oligohymenophorea; Peniculida; Parameciidae
Source: the annotation of a GenBank genome assembly
AUUAUUAUUACUUUUCUGUGUACGAAUCAUUUCAUUAUUGAUGCAGGAAAUAUAUAAACGUAAAACUCAUAAAUAGAGAAACUCCGUUCAUACAUAAGAUUAAAAAAUAAAUUCUGAAAGGUUUUCAUUAUCAAAUAUCAUUGAAAUAUAGACGUAGUCUAAAUGUUGAUAUGAAUAAUUAUACACCUAAGUAACCAAAAUGGGCUGAAAAGACUAUAAAAAAUAUGAAUAGAUACUCCUUUAAUGAUAAAAAUGAAUAAGAUAAGAGAGGUUCAAUGAGCACAGUAGCCACAUUGACUACAAUGAGCACAGAUUUUUAUGUUUAGGAUGAUGAUGCUAUUGAAGAGAUGACAUCUUCAAGUGAUGAAUCAUAAAGAAAUGUUAAAUUUAAAACAGAAAUGUGUAAAAAUUGGAGUCUGCUUGGUAGAUGUAAUUAUGGAAAUAAAUGUUAAUUUGCACAUGGUUAAAAUGAAAUGAUAAAUCGAUAAUCCAAUUAGAAAUACAAAUCUAAACUUUGUCGAUCUUUCCAUUAGGAUUAUGUUAAUAAGAAUAAUUAUUAAUUUAGGUUUGCUUUUAUGGAGCUAGAUGCCAAUUUAUUCAUGAAAGCAGAAGUGUUGACCAAAUUAGAAAGGAUUUCAAAUCUUAGACUUCAUUUUAUUAACCUGCUUCUAAUUAAUUAAGGUUGAAAUCUUUUCAGCUUAUAACAAGUGAUUGGAAGUAAGAAAUACCAUUGCAAGAAUGCUUUAAACUUUGGAAGACUAAAUUAUUGUUAUAAAUCAACAUAUCUUCAAGCAGUGACUGA